Messenger RNA from Carica papaya (papaya), 1877 nucleotides. RefSeq names its product (-)-germacrene D synthase-like. Gene Ontology annotation, biological process: diterpenoid biosynthetic process. The record is from RefSeq and is a predicted model, not a curated record. Gene Ontology annotation, molecular function: magnesium ion binding; terpene synthase activity. NCBI's taxonomy places the organism in Eukaryota, Viridiplantae, Streptophyta, Magnoliopsida, Brassicales, Caricaceae.
UAUAGUUUUCUAAUAAAGAAAAUAUGUCUCUUGAUCAGGUUGAUUUAGCAGAAGCUCAAAGUAUCAAAUCAACUGAGAAAAAACGUCCUAGUGGAAACUUUCAACCCAAUCAUUGGGAUGAUUUUUUUCUCUCAUAUGAUUCCAUAGGAAUUCUGGAACAUGAUGGAGAAAUAAAGUAUAACAAAUGGAAAGAAGAAGUGAAGCAGAUGGUAAUGGGUAUUGUUGACAAGCCAUUGCAUGAACAACUUAUCUUUAUUGAUGCACUUCAACAACUGGGUAUAUCUUACCAUUUUGAAAACGAGAUUGAUGGAAUCUUGAAGCAAAUUCAUGAUGCUACUAAACUUGAUUAUGAUGAUGAUGAUGAUCUUUAUAUCACUUCUCUCCACUUUCGAUUACUUAGACAACAAGGCUAUAGAAUUUCAUGUGGAGUGUUUAAUAAGUUUAAAGAUGAAAAUGAAAGCUUCAAAAUGUCCUUGACUAGCAAUCUUGUGGGAAUGUUAGAACUACAUGAAGCUUCCCAUUUGCGAGUGCAUGGAGAAGACAUACUAGAGGAAGCACUGAUUUUCACUACCACUCAUCUUAACUUGGCCUUGAAGAAUGUUAGUUUAAGUAAUCAUUUUGCAGAACAAGUAGCAAAGUCCUUAUAUCGACCAAUUCGCAAGGCCGUAAUGAGGCUUGAGGCCAAGAGAUACAUUUCCAUUUACCAACAAAAUCCUUCACAUAAUGAAAUGCUAUUGAACUUUGCUAAGUUAGAUUUUAAUUACUUACAAUCUUUACACAAAAAGGAGCUUAGUGAACUCAUAAGGUGGUGGAAUAAAUUGGACAUUACAACCAAUGCACCUUUCGCACGACAUAGAUUACCAGAGUGUUAUCUUUGGAUUUUGGGAGUGUGUUUUGAACCUCAAUAUGCUUAUGUAAGAAAAGCAAUUGUUAAAUUGAUUUCUAUAACAGCAAUUUUAGAUGAUGUAUAUGAUGCAUAUGGUGUGCUGGAAGAGCUUGAAAUUCUUACAGAUAUGAUUGAGAGGUGGGAUAGCGAAAAUUUAGAUAAACUUCCGAAAUAUAUAAAAUUUGUCCAUUGGAUUCUUUUAAACUUUUACGAGGAAGUGGAGCAAGAGAUGACUAAAAGAGGAAGUGCACAUCGAGCUGAUUACAUAAAAGAAAAGAUUAAGAAGCAAGCCCAAGUCUACUUAACGGAAGCAAGGUGGUACAAUAAAAAUUACACCCCAACCAUGGAAGAAUAUAUGGAGACUGCAGCAAUUUCAAGUGGUUACCCCAUGCUUAUUACAUCUACUUUUGCGUUAAUGGGAGAUAUUGCAACGAAGGAAAUUCUUGAUUGGGUAUCUGCUAAUCCAAAAAUUGUUAUGGCUUCUGCAACUGUUUGCAGGCUUAUGGAUGAUACUGUCUCCCACACGAAAGAGCAAGAGAGAGGACACGUAACAUCAGCUGUUGAAAGUUACAUGAAGGAACAUGAUGUGACGGUACAAGAGACGUAUGAGGAAUUUGAGAAACAAGUUGUGGACGCAUGGAAAGAUAUAAACGAACAAUUGCUCAUGCCAACACCUCCGGUGCCUAUGUGUUUGCUUAAGUGUAUUCUCAACUACACAAGAGUAAUAGAUGAGCUUUACAAAGAAGAAGAUGCAUUUACUUUAAAUGGUAAGGUUACAGUGAAGGGUAUCACCGAUUUGCUUCUUACUUCAAUAUAAUUAAAUGAAUUUUGGUACUAAUUUCUCAGUGAAUAAUUAUAGAAUUUAAAUAAAUGUGUAUCGACUAUAGAUACUUUUUAAAUUAUUGCGUGAUAAUGUAUUUUUAAUUAUGUAAUUUUGUAUCAAUAAAAGCUUUAUAUUAAGUUAUUUUUUAAAAUAAAAAAAAUGAUUGAU